Strongylus vulgaris is the source of this 306-nucleotide messenger RNA. The record is from the annotation of a GenBank genome assembly. NCBI's taxonomy places the organism in Eukaryota, Metazoa, Nematoda, Chromadorea, Rhabditida, Strongylidae.
AUGGUUUCAUUGAAUGCGCAGCUUUUUCAGUACUUUUCCCGCCCUCGCGACUUCUAUCCAGAUCACUUCGACAUUGAUGUCUGCUCCACCCGUAGCUCAUACGCGUUCAUUCCAUGGUCUGCUGGGCCUCGAAACUGCAUAGGCCAACGAUUUGCUGUACUGGAGGAAAAAGUGUUGCUGGCUCGAUUGGUGCGUCAAUUUCGAUUUCGAGCUGCGAUUACUUUUGAGCAAAACCGAGGGCUUACAGAAUUCAUUUUGAGGCCUAGCGAGGGAAUUCCUCUAAUAAUAGAGAGGCGAAAGGACUGA